This is a messenger RNA of Solanum stenotomum, 957 nucleotides long. RefSeq lists its product as uncharacterized. The record is from RefSeq and is a predicted model, not a curated record. NCBI's taxonomy places the organism in Eukaryota, Viridiplantae, Streptophyta, Magnoliopsida, Solanales, Solanaceae.
AUGGGUGUGUUCUUGGGCCAUCAUAGAAAUAUAGAUAGGGUCGACGACGGAAUGAAGAACGAAACUUUACGACAACUUUUUCAUUGAUGUUCACUUGCAUCACAUACAAAAGUGUUCUCUGAACAAUGCAAUAAGUGUAAGGUAAGAACUAGUAUGGAAAGUUGGUCGCCUUUGGAAGCCUUCGCCGGAAUCCUAAGUGGCACUUUCGUGGACGCAAACCGUAGGAAGAACAAAAGAAAGGGUGGAUGCUUGUGGGCCGCGGCCAUCCAUCCUCGAAUAGGUGGGCUAACGCUCUGGAUCCUCCUUACUUGCAUAAAUGAAUGGAUCAGAAAGGGGCUUGGCUCUCUAUCCGGGAAAGGGGUGAAGGCCAUAAGAGAAGAUUGCCCUACAGGUAAGGAAGAGGGGAAAAAGGUGUUGUCUCAAAGUAGAAUAGGAAGGGUGGGCAGCAGGUACCACGAGCUCUCUGGCCUACACAUCUAUCCAGAAGCAAGUGUAGUUCACCGGUUCCACCGAAUUGUGCUAUCUCUCGGCAAAGAUCAUGUGAGUGUGUAGUUAUGCUUCGAAUGCUUCACAAUAAUAGAUCGAUCCAUUUCCUAUUCUUUUUCAGUACACAUGCUUUAUAUCUCCGACACACAAGGAAGGACGUGGUGGGAAGGAAGGAGCCCUAGCCUCUGUCUGGCCGAUCAUUUCACUGGAAUCUCACAUUCACGACCGCGUUUGACUGCCGCUCGGGGAUGUAGUCUUAGUGGGUCAUUGGAUCCAUCUGUUAUCUCCUUUUAUGACAUGUUGUUGUAGUAGCCAUAUUCCAUUUGUCACUUAGUCAUCUCUGCCUCGAUGCGGGUCAGCACCUCCGAAAAAAACAGAGGACUUCAUUCAGUGACCCCGUUAUCGCCCUCUGAACGAUCAGAAUAAGGUAAAGCUUAAAGAUAAGUUUUGUACUCAAUUAAUUUCUCAGUC